AUGGACCUUUCCCUUAAUCUCUCCAACAGCCACGUCCUGAUAACCGGCGGAUCAGGCUUCAUAGGCUCAUCCACAGUAACGGCACUCGUCUCCGCCGGCGCAAAGGUCACCAGCCUCGACCUGCGCGUUCCGGACAGCCCUCCGCAAUCCCUAAACUUCCAGCACCUGUCCUGCAACAUCAGCUCGGAAUGGGAUCUUACAAACGCGUUUUCCAUAGCUGCCGAGAGGUUCGGACCAGUGGCGUGUUGCGUAGCACUCGCUUCUCUCGAUCUCUCCGUUCUGCCUCACCACGAGAGUCUGGCCGAUAUGGAGCUUGAUCAGUGGCGGCAUACGCACCGGAUCAAUGUCGAGGGCACGUUCCUCACGGCGCGAACGUGGCUACGGGCGCUGAGAGAUUAUGCAAGCUCGGAUAAGAGGGAGGAGGAAGAGCUGCGGAAUGUUGGGUUGAUAAUAGUUGGGAGUGAGAGCGGACAUUUCGGGGAAAGAGGUAAUGCAGAUUAUGCGGCGGGUAAGAGUGCGGUCCAAAUAGGGCUCGUCAAGAGCCUGAUGGCGGAUGUGAGUAGGAUAUGGCCGGGAGGGCGAGUCAAUGCUGUGGCUCCUGGCCCGGUAGAUACGGAGCAGUUUCGGAAAGAAUGCAGGGAAAAUCCCGAGCAGUUGUACGUGGAUGCUCAAGCGACCACCGGAUUGCGCUGCCCUGUUCCGCCUGAAAGCGUUGCAAAGAGCAUCCUCUUUCUAGCAAGUGAAAACUGGAGCGGGAACAUCACUGGGCAAGUGCUGAAUGUCGAUUCGGGCAAGCAAGGCAAGGUAAUGUGGUCUAAAGAAGAGUCUAAAUGA
Molecule: messenger RNA, 834 nt
Organism: Lachnellula hyalina
Lineage: Eukaryota; Fungi; Ascomycota; Leotiomycetes; Helotiales; Lachnaceae
Gene: phaB
Product: Acetoacetyl-CoA reductase
Exons: 2
Coding region: 1-834 (277 amino acids)
Source: RefSeq, a predicted model, not a curated record